CAACCAGAUAAGACAUUAUGUUUGCCUCUGUUUUGUUAGUCAAAUUCAUGCAAGCUCCAGCUCAGAUUCACUACAAGACUGCCAAAAGAUUGUUGAGGUACAUCAAGGGUACCAUUGAUCAUGGAUUGAUGUUUAAAAGUGGAGAUCUUCAGAGGACAUGAAAAGUACCUCUGGUUUCACUUUCACACUAGGAUCAGUUGUCUUUUGCUGGAGCUCAAAGAAGCAAAGCGUUGUAGCUCAGUCAACUGCAGAAGCUGAGUAUAUUGUUGGUUCUGAAGCAGUGAAUCAUGCAGUUUGGUUAAGAAAAAUUGUGGAAGAUUUGAGUUUCAAACAAAUGCAACCAACUGUCAUUAAUUGUGACAAUCAAUCUGCAGUUGCAAUGGCCAAGAACCCUGUGUUCUAUGGCAGAACUAAGCACAUCAAGAUCAAGUACCAUGUUCUUAGGAAAGCUGAAGCUGAAGGUUUGGUUUCACUAGUUCACUACUCAACUCAAGUUCAGUUUGCCGACAUUUUUACCAAGUCACUGCCCAAGACCAUAUUUGAAGAACUAAAAAAAAUUAUUGGAAUGGUCAGUGACAUUGGCAAGGAGGAGUGUUGCGGUUCAAACUUAGAUGGGACAAGCUCAAGCUAUCUGUGUCAUGCUGCUGAAGAAAUGAAGCCUGCAGAAUCCAGAAAGGUACUUAAACACACACAGGUUCAGAGAAGAUGCGAAAUGGGCACCCACGCAUUUGCACUUUAGAUGCAGGCAUGCAGCUUCCUGAGAAAGGAUCGAUGUUCCAGCAUGCAUAUCAGGGGCUCAUAUUCUAUAUGACAUUUCCAUAGACAAUGAAAACAAAAAAGCAUUUUGCAUUCCGUACCAUAUCUUUCACCACUCACCAGUGAAACCAUUUUGACAGCUUUCUGAUAUUACAGGAACCAAACAUCAACCAGCAUAAUACCAUGAUGAUGUAUGACUCACAAGGGAAGAUUCCCGAGCUAGAGGGGUAUGACCAUUCACCCGUCCAUGGAGAUGAUUCAGGUAGGAGAGUCGAUUGAUCAAGUGAUACGCCCCUGGGGGGUGUAUGUUUAUCAAAGUCACGCAGCUAACGACUCAAUCGAAGAAUCGAUUGAGCUCGAAUCAAGAACGAAGCGUUCU
Molecule: messenger RNA, 1135 nt
Organism: Linum trigynum
Lineage: Eukaryota; Viridiplantae; Streptophyta; Magnoliopsida; Malpighiales; Linaceae
Source: the annotation of a GenBank genome assembly